CAGCUGUCCAGGUACUCAGGGUUGUCACAGGUAGAACUGCUGGAACUCAGGGUAGCAUUGCAGAUGCCAUGCUGCUCUCAGGGCCCCUUGCCUGCUGCUGGAAUUAAACCCACCCAGAUCUUGGAAACUCUGCCCUGGACCCUUCUCAAUAAGUCCACGAGAAAUCAGACUCUUUCCUUUAUGCGACACUGGAUUUUCCACAAAGUAAAAUCAAGAUGAGUAAAGAUGUGGUUUCUAGAUAGUGCCUGAAAAAGCAGAGACCAUGGUGUCAGGCGUCACCACUUGGGCCUAUAAAAGCUGCCACAAGACGCCAAGGCUACAAGCCACCCAGCCUAUGCGUCCGCUCCUCAAUCCUCUCCUGUUGGCACUGGGCCUCAUGGCGCUCUUGUUGACCAUGGUCAUUGCUCUCACUUGCCUCGGCGGCUUUGCCUCCCCAAGCCCUGUGCCUCCCUCCACAGCCCUCAAGGAGCUCAUUGAGGAGCUGGUCAACAUCACCCAGAACCAGAAGGCCCCGCUCUGCAAUGGCAGCAUGGUGUGGAGCAUCAACCUGACAGCUGGCGUGUACUGUGCAGCCCUGGAAUCCCUGAUCAAUGUGUCAGGCUGCAGUGCCAUCGAGAAGACCCAGAGGAUGCUGAACGGAUUCUGCCCGCACAAGGUCUCCGCUGGGCAGUUUUCCAGCUUGCGUGUCCGAGACACCAAAAUCGAGGUGGCCCAGUUCGUAAAGGACCUGCUCUUACAUUUAAAGAAACUUUUUCGCGAGGGACAGUUCAACUGA
Chlorocebus sabaeus (green monkey) is the source of this 775-nucleotide messenger RNA. It is a transcript of the gene IL13, whose product is annotated as interleukin 13. The record is from RefSeq and is a predicted model, not a curated record. Lineage: Eukaryota; Metazoa; Chordata; Mammalia; Primates; Cercopithecidae. Gene Ontology annotation, biological process: immune response. Gene Ontology annotation, molecular function: cytokine receptor binding. Gene Ontology annotation, cellular component: extracellular region.